UCAAGCAUGGAUCCCAAUGUUUGUCAGUGCCAGCUUUGCCCAGCACCAUUCAACGCCAGACUUGCUGCUUCUCGUUCAUUUGACGUCGUCACCAUGCAGACUUUUGCUGUAAUCCUUGCCGGCUUUGCCUUGUUUGCAGGUGCUCAGGCAUGCUCCGACGACACCAGUCGAUUGGACCGAUGCUCAGCAGAGUUCGAAAGGAAAACUGACCGGUUGCUUGUCGAGGUCGAAGCUGGUCGGAAAUCGCACACCGCCAUCUGCCCGCUGGCGAAUGAGUUGGAAGAGUGCAUGCUGCGCUUCGUGGACAACAUGUGUGAUGAAUUCAGCAAAAUGUUCUUGAGGCCUAUGGUCCAAGAUAUGAUGCAGACCGCUUCUCAGGAAGCUGGGUGUCACUACAUGGCUCGCCGGGAAACUG
This is a messenger RNA of Aplysia californica (California sea hare), 415 nucleotides long. RefSeq lists its product as uncharacterized. The record is from RefSeq and is a predicted model, not a curated record. Lineage: Eukaryota; Metazoa; Mollusca; Gastropoda; Aplysiida; Aplysiidae.